AUGCUUCUCGUGCCCCUCCCGGAGCCGAGCCCCACGGAGAAAUGGCAGCGCACUGUUCCGCUGACGGUGCUAGCAGCCUCGACCAAGGUCUUCCUGUUGACGGCGCUUGGAUUCGCCGACAGACGCGGGCCCAGCGGCCAAGGCGUGCCCGGCCCAGCGUUGGAGGAGCAACACCUGCGGGACGGCUACGGUGCCUUGACGGCCACCGUGUUCCUCUCCUCCGUUUCGGUCGGCGCCAACCUGCUCAACGUGCCGCAGGGCAUGGCCCAUCUUGGCUGGCUGGCGGUGCCUUUUGUGCUGGUACUGUCCCUGCAAAGCUGCUUCACCUCCCACCUGCUGGCCUGCUGCUGGACCAUGGUGGAGGCGCUGGACCCGGCGCUCAGCGGACCCGUGCACCAGCCGUACCCGCUGAUCGCCGACCGCGUUCUUGGAACCUGGGCGAGACACAUGACUUCACUGACGGUGAUGGCCGUCGACACGCUGACAUCCGUCAUGCUGCUCGUGCUGGCCUCGGACCUGGUGGCCACCAUCAUCACCUACGCCUUCCCCCGCGCCGAGCCGACCAUCUGCUUGAUGAUCAUCUUAUUGGCGACCUUCCUCUGCCCCUUUACCUGGUUCCAGUCGCCGAAAAACUUCUGGUAA
Molecule: messenger RNA, 642 nt
Organism: Pollicipes pollicipes
Lineage: Eukaryota; Metazoa; Arthropoda; Thecostraca; Pollicipedomorpha; Pollicipedidae
Exons: 5
Coding region: 1-642 (213 amino acids)
Biological process (GO): amino acid transmembrane transport
Cellular component (GO): vacuolar membrane
Molecular function (GO): L-amino acid transmembrane transporter activity
Source: RefSeq, a predicted model, not a curated record